AAUCAGUUGGUUGUUCAGUCCCGCAUUUGCACACUGUUCCGGUUGUUACGUAAUUUGAUCCACUAGUAGGUGAUACCCAUCCAUUGAUUAAGAUUUUCUAAGCUGCGAAAAUGGUUGUUCUAGCUGCAUCCAUUAUUUCUAAAUCAGGCAAAGCACUUAUCUCGAGGCAGUUUGUUGACAUGUCUCAUAUAAGAAUUGAAGGGUAUCUUGCAGCCUUCCCCAAAUUGGUUGGAACGGGAAAACAACAUACCUAUGUGGAGACUGAAAACGUGCGUUAUGUUUAUCAGCCGAUAGAAUCUCUAUACUUGCUGCUAGUGACAAACAAACAGAGCAACAUUCUCGAAGAUUUGGAGACACUGAGGCUGCUGUCUAAACUUGUGCCUGAAUAUUCUUUUUCUCUUGACGAGGAAGGAGUUUGCAGGACAGCAUUUGAGCUUAUCUUCGCAUUUGAUGAAGUAAUUUCUCUCGGGCACAAGGAAAAUGUUACUGUGGCACAAGUCAAGCAGUAUUGUGAAAUGGAGAGCCAUGAAGAGAAACUGCAUAAGUUAGUCUUACAAAGCAAGAUUAAUGAAACUAAGGAUGUCAUGAAGCGCAAAGCCAGUGAGAUUGAUAAAAGCAAGAUUGAGAGGAAUAGAGGUGAGAAAGGAGGUUUCAUGUCUCUGCAAUCCAUGGGUUCUGGAAGAAUGGAUACCGGCUUUGGCAGUGAUACAAACUUAUCUAGUUUAGGAGGCAGUGGUUCUGGAUUUGGAGCAAGCACUGAUGUGGAUUCAUUUUCCACCAAGUCCAAGGGUCGUCCAGUUGCAUCUGCUACAGGCCCCCCAAAAGGUCUUGGUAUGCAGCUAGGUAAAACACAAAGGACCAACCAAUUUUUGGAAUCCCUGAAAGCUGAGGGUGAAGUCAUUGUCGAAGAUGUCAGACCAAGCAUUGGUCCGUCCAAGCCAGCUGCUCCACCACCAACUGAUCCUGUCACCCUUACUGUUGAAGAGAAAAUUAAUGUAACAUUAAAGCGUGAUGGAGGUAUCAGCAACUUUAAUGUCCAGGGUACCUUAUCUCUCCAAAUUCUGAACCAAGAAGAUGGACUUAUCCAAGUUCAGAUUGAAACCAGUGGUAAUCCAGCCAUCCACUUCAACACACACCCAAAUAUCAAUAAGGAGUUAUUUUCUAAUGAAAAUAUUCUAGGCCUCAAAGAACCUAGUAGGCCUUUUCCUGCUAAUCAAUCUGGUGACGGAGUUAGUCUCUUGAGAUGGAGAAUGCAAAGUGCAGAUGAGUCAAUUUUACCUUUAACUAUUAACUGCUGGCCUUCAGUUUCUGGGAAUGAAACCUAUGUGAAUAUUGAGUAUGAAACCCCAGCACAAACUGAUCUACAGAAUGUUGUGAUUUUUGUACCUCUCCCAGCUCUCAGGGAGGCCCCACGUAUACAGCAAAUUGAUGGAGAGUGGAGGUAUGAUUCCAGAAAUUCUGUUCUGGAGUGGUCUAUAGUCCUCAUUGACAAUUCUAAUCGCAGUGGAUCUCUGGAAUUUAUUGUUCCGGCAGCAGAUCCUGAUGUCUUCUUCCCGAUUUCUGCCCGUUUUACUGCCUCAAGAACAUUCAGUGACCUGAAGGUUGCCAACAUUCUGCCUUUGAAAGGUGGGUCUCCACCCAAGUUCUCUCAAAGAACGUUGCUGGCUACCGAGAACUACCAAGUCGUGUAACCGUAAUGGUGGCAUGGAUAAAUUAUGUUUGUUUCUAGCAGCAUAUUGUUUGUAGGAGCCCCUUUUCCCUUUUUGGUGUUCUAGUGGGGGAAGGGCAUACUUUGGAUUUUGGUUUGUACUAUGCCCUUAUUUUUGUCCUUGGGAAAGUUCUGGGUCAUGGUCAGGCUGAGAGAUAUAGUAAGGACGUUAAAUUCUUGUGCAUUUCAUAGUUUAAAGAUAAUAAAGGUGGACCAAAGAUAUUAC
Molecule: messenger RNA, 1934 nt
Organism: Solanum verrucosum
Lineage: Eukaryota; Viridiplantae; Streptophyta; Magnoliopsida; Solanales; Solanaceae
Product: coatomer subunit delta-like
Exons: 12
Coding region: 111-1691 (526 amino acids)
Biological process (GO): retrograde vesicle-mediated transport, Golgi to endoplasmic reticulum; endoplasmic reticulum to Golgi vesicle-mediated transport; Golgi localization
Cellular component (GO): COPI vesicle coat; cytosol
Source: RefSeq, a predicted model, not a curated record